GGAGCACAAGGGGGAGGUGGAGAUGAUGAGAACCUCGGCUACGAAGGAGAUCGGGAGAUUGCUUGAGCAACAGGAUCAGCUAGACAGCAGAAGAACUGCAAUCCAGAAAUGCCUGAAGGUUGCCAAGAAGUCAGCAGCAGCAUCGGCUCAGAGUGACUCUAAGUUUGGGUUGCACAGUGAAGGGCAGGUAGCCCCUUCCUCUGCAUCGGGAGAAAGCAACUGGCUCCGUCCAUUUCAAUGGGAUGAAGAAGUUGAAAAGCUCAGAAAGAAUCUGUUUGGCCUGCCAUCUUUCCGGACGCAUCAGCGAGAAAUCAUCAAUUCAGUACUCAGCGGUAGAGAUGUCUUCGUGAUCAUGCCGUCUGGAGGAGGCAAAAGCUUGUGCUAUCAAUUACCAGCAGUGUUGCGACCAGGCGUGUCUCUUGUCAUCAGCCCUCUGCUUUCACUCAUUCAGGACCAGGUUAUGGGACUUAAGGCUAUGGGAAUUUCUGCCAGCAUGUUAACUCAGUGGGGUCACGAUUUCCGGCCAGAUUAUCGUCAUUUGGGCAUUCUGAAGACGCAGUUCCCACGCGUCCCAUUAGUGGUUUUAACGGCAACUGCCACAGAGAGGGUGCAAGCUGACGUCAGAGAGAUGCUCAACAUGCCACGGUGCGAGAAGUUUAUAUCUUCUGUGAAUCGACCUAACCUGUUCUAUGAGGUCCGGGAGAAGAAAUCGAAUGCAAAUGCAAUGAUGGAUGACAUUGCAAAUCUUAUCCAAGAAAUCGGUCCUGGGAAGGAGUCUGGGAUAAUCUACUGCUUCUCACGAAGGGAGUGUGAGCAGAUUGCAGUUGAGUUGGUCCAGAGAGGUAUAACAGCUGCAUACUAUCAUGCGGAUAUGGAACCUGAGGAGCGAAUGAGAGCUCAUACGCGAUGGAUCAGUAACAAGGUGCAAGUUAUUGUUGGCACAGUCGCUUUUGGGAUGGGCAUUAACAAACCAGAUGUGAGAUUUGUUAUUCAUCACACAAUCAGCAAAUCUGUAGAAUCAUACUACCAGGAAAGCGGUCGAGCUGGUCGAGACGGUCUUCCUUCUCGAUGUGUACUAUUUUAUCGCUGCGCUGAUCUCCCUCGACAGAGCUCUAUGGUGUUUGCUGAAGCAGCAGGUCUUCACAACCUGUAUUCCAUGAUCCGGUUUUGUCAGUCCAGGCGUGCAUGCCAACGAGCUGCCAUCUUUGAACAUUUUGGGGAGAACAAACAAGACUGUCAUGGGAUGUGUGACAACUGUGCGGAUCCCAGGCCAGUCGUUGACAAAGAUGUCACAGAGCAUGCAAGGGCACUCUUGAGAGUGGUCGAGGAGAUUAACCGGAAGGAUCAGAAGGUGACAAUGCUCCAACUGGUUGAUCAAUGGAAACGUCAGCCAGGGGAUUCGGGGCGUUUAGCACCAGAAUUGACCAAGGAGGACACUGAAAGGGUUGUGACCCAGCUUUUGCUUUCAGGUUAUCUGAAAGAAGAAUUUGGUCACACAGCAUAUGCGACGAACGCGUAUCUUGCCUUGGGACCACUGAGCAAAGCGAUACUCGAUGGUCAUCGGUUUGUUAGUUUGGAGGUGUUCGUCGGUGGGGCUGCAUCAAGAUGGCAGGACAAUGCCGCGAAAGAUAGGCUGAAUCUUAUGGGAUCAGGGAUGACUGCAGAACAAACAGUGGUUGUGAGCAAACUGGAUGACCUACGACAAAGGCUAGCUGCUGAGCAUGGCGGUAUCUUCCCACAUGCUGUCUUAUCAUCGCAGCAUAUGAACACGAUUGCAACCUCGAAGCCUUCUUCACUAUCUGAGCUUGAAGAGAUAAUUGGAAAGACAAGAGCUGAGCAAUAUGGUUCCCGGAUUAUGGCUGCGCUGUCAACAUCUUUUUCCAAGCCCAAAGAAGGCCCAGUGACACAGAGCGUGUCUGCGCAUGUGGAUUUGACAAGAAGAGGGGAGGAUGCCAAUGACCAAAGUGUGUGCAGUUCCUUGUACGUACCGCCAAAGCAUUCAACAAAGAAGAGUACCAACAACUCACCAUCUUUGCAAUCCAGAUCUGCAGGUAGUCAGAAACUCAAGGGGAUGAAGGAAGGGGCGAACAAAGGUAUCAGUCAAAGUCGUACGGCUUUGCCACAUGGGCCUGCUGGUGUAAACAGUCUCAGUAAUGCUCAGCAGAAUGUGAGGAAAAGUGCAGACAAGAAAAGAAGACAGGUUGAUGACGUGAACAUGGAUGUGGAUAAGGUUGGGGACACUAAUUCUGUUGCAAGGGGUGAAAUUUCUGUCAGCGUCGGUGUUAGGCCCAGUGCGAGGGUCGGGAAAGCCGUAAUGAAGAACAAACAAUCGGAGGUGGGUAAGGGUCUGAAAGGGGUACGACCAGAACAAGAGACGCGUGAGGACGGAAAUGGCUUUCUGAACCAAUCAGGGAAGACAGGAGGUUCAGUUGUUGGAGAGGGGCUCAGAGAUCAGAUGGAGAAACGUGCAGCGGGUGGGACUACUGUAGCUGAUCCUGAUGGCCAUGAUCCCGACCCAGGUGGUGAUGAUGCUCUGCUCUCUAAACGAAGGCGGACAGCAGGAGAGGGUUGAUUUUUGUUGCUGCAGGAAUUUGUUUUUUCUCAAGCGAACACCCAUUCUCCGGGAUGAAGCGUGAUGACUUUGGAAUAGGAGGUGCUACAGAGAGGCCCAGUGAAUCUUUUGAGAAGUGGUUGCUAUGAUGUGCACCUUGGUAUGCUGGCCUUUGCUGCUCUCGUCAAAAACCAAGUGCAGGUUACUGGCAGAAGAAGUUUGUGGCAUUGGUGUGGCCUCCAGCUCAGCGUUCCGACUUUGGUAUGAUCAUCUAGUGGCUACUGUUGGGUAGAAAAGAUUUCAUGACCCUCCUGUAUACAGGAAAGUAUGAUACCCCAGAG
Molecule: messenger RNA, 2892 nt
Organism: Chara braunii
Lineage: Eukaryota; Viridiplantae; Streptophyta; Charophyceae; Charales; Characeae
Source: the annotation of a GenBank genome assembly